AUGUCCUUCCGCGAGGACACGCGAGAAGUGUGCAUGGGCUGCUCAGGCAAACAGCUGCCCCUGGACAGCGAGGACUCCGAGGGUCCUUUGUCGCAUGCUCCGAGUUCAAGAUAUUUUUCCCAGAAAUCUCACUGGGGCGCCAUCGCCCUGAUCUCCGGGGUGCUGCUGUGCGUGACCUAUGCAGGCCUCUCUGCAGGGCACCUGGUGCCUCGACCUCAGGAACUCCUGCGAAAUACGGAGGAAACGCUAUGGGCCAACAACCCAGGCAAAUGCGGGGGAAAGCUGAAUUUGAAGGAUUUCGCUGAGUAUUACAUGAUCACGGCCAGCAUGAACAAACCGGACGACCCGGCCUCCCGCUCCCUGCACGCCCACGGCGACGCGGUGCACGUGGGGAUGAAGAGCCGGGCCUACUUCGGGGACAGCUGCGCGGAUGGCAACUUCCAACAGGCGGAGUACAUGAAGGUGAAUUGGAUGGGUAAACGCUUGAGCUACACCGUGGACCUUUCCCAGGUGAACUGCGGAUGCAAUGCGGCGCUUUACCUUGUCUCGAUGGGAUAUUCUGAAAAGGUCGGUGGCUGCAGCGAUUAUUACUGCGAUGCCAUGAGUGUUUGCGACGUCCAGUGUGCAGAAAUUGACCUCAUGGAAGCGAAUAACCGCGCCUGGCACACUACGCUGCACGAUGGCAUCAAACCAUGGGAUCCAAAGGUGGGCUGUGGAGGCGCAGGAUACACCGUGGCGGGGAAGCAAUGGCUUGGACCGAGGGAUUGGUCGCCGGAGCAGUACGGGCCGGGGGCCAAAUGCAUCGACACAUAUCAACCGUUUGAGGCUUCAUUGGAUUUCCUGGUGGACGAGGACCAUUGGAAAAUGAAGAGCAUCAACGUCUUCUUAACUCAAGGCCGGUGCCGCCUGCACGCCAGCACGGAGCAGUUCGCAGACAUCUUUCCCACGCUCACCAAGCGGCUGAACGAAGGGAUGACCCUGGUCAUCAGUUAUUGGCAGGAUCCUGGCAUGACGUGGUUGGACGGUGCUGGAUACGACGGCCAAGAAUUCUGCAAGGCGGCCUGGGAGAAGGAUGGAAAGCGAGAGUGUGGUCCGUCGGUGACCUUUAAGGAUUUCAAGGUCACUCAUCUUCCGAGAAAUUACGCAGCGAUGCGCAAAGCCCUGGACAGCAAUGUAACCAUGGAAUGGCUGGAUGAAUGA
Molecule: messenger RNA, 1200 nt
Organism: Cladocopium goreaui
Lineage: Eukaryota; Dinophyceae; Suessiales; Symbiodiniaceae
Source: the annotation of a GenBank genome assembly